Molecule: messenger RNA, 4311 nt
Organism: Pelodiscus sinensis (Chinese soft-shelled turtle)
Lineage: Eukaryota; Metazoa; Chordata; Testudines; Trionychidae
Source: RefSeq, a predicted model, not a curated record
UUUGCAGGAAAAUGCCAUCCUGUCUAUAAUAAACUUCGAGACAUCUAAAGGAGAAGUCUCAAAAGGUGAGUCUGGCGACAGAUAGAGGGAGAAAAGAGUCUGGAUUUGGCCUGAGAGGUCUGGACCCAAGCCUUGUGAUGAUGGGUGAGGAAGGCCCUCCUAGUUUGGAGUACAUCCAGGCCAAGGAUUUGUUCCCUCCCAAAGAGCUCCUUAAGGAAGAAGAGUCUCUACAGGUCCCGUUUGCUGUGCUGCAGGGGGAGAGUGUGGAGUAUUUGGGCCGUGCGAAUGAUGCCGUGAUCGCCAUCUCCAACUACCGGCUUCAUAUCAAGUGUAAAGACUCCGUGAUCAGUGUGCCUUUGAGGAUGAUGGAAAGCGUGGAGAGUCGGGACAUGUUCCAGCUUCACAUCGUCUGCAAGGACUCCAAAGUGGUCAGGUGCCAUUUCUCCACCUUUAAGCAGUGCCAGGAGUGGCUGAAGAGGCUGAGCCGUGCCAUUGCCCGCCCUGCGAAGCCUGAAGAUCUGUUUGCAUUCGCCUACCAUGCUUGGUGCUUGGGAGUCUGCGCCGACGAGGGUGAUCAGCAUGCCCAUCUGUGCCACCCAGGAGACCAUGUGAAGUUCCGGUUUGAGAUGGAGCUUGUGAGGAUGGACUUCGACUUGCAGAAUGUCUGGAGAGUUUCUGACAUCAACAGCAAUUACAAGCUCUGUACCAGUUACCCUCAGAAGCUGCUAGUUCCUGUCUGGAUCACUGACAAGGAGCUGGAGAAUGUGGCUUCCUUCAGGUCUUGGAAAAGGAUCCCUGUAGUUGUGUACAGACACCAGCCCAACGGCGCAGCAAUCGCACGCUGCAGCCAGCCGGAAAUCAGCUGGUGGGGCUGGCGCAAUGCUGACGAUGAGUAUCUUGUGACCUCCAUUGCCAAGGCCUGUGCCUUGAACCCUGGAACAAGGACAGCCAGUACAAUUCCCCACAGCGGCGCCAGCGAAGGAGCGGAGCCCUGCGACACAGACUUUGAUUCCUCGCUGACGGCAUGUUCAGGCGUGGAGAACGCAGCCGCCCCACAGAAGCUGCUGAUCCUAGAUGCCAGAUCCUACACCGCGGCUGUUGCCAACAGGGCAAAGGGAGGGGGCUGUGAAUGUGAAGAGUAUUAUCCAAACUGUGAGGUAGUGUUCAUGGGCAUGGCCAAUAUCCACUCCAUCAGGAACAGCUUCCAGUACCUGCGUGCUGUCUGCAGCCAGAUGCCAGAUCCCAGCAACUGGCUUUCAGCCUUGGAGAGUACCAAGUGGCUGCAGCAUCUCUCCAUCAUGUUGAAGGCAGCAGUUCUGGUCUCAAAUGCCGUCGACCGAGAGGGGCGCCCGGUGCUGGUGCACUGCUCAGAUGGCUGGGACAGAACCCCGCAGAUUAUAGCACUGGCAAAGAUACUUUUGGACCCCUACUAUAGGACCAUGGAGGGUUUUCAGGUGCUGAUUGAAUCAGACUGGCUCGAUUUUGGUCACAAAUUUGGUGAUCGCUGUGGGCACCACGAGAAUGUGGAAGAUCAGAACGAGCAGUGUCCAGUGUUUCUUCAGUGGCUAGACUCCGUUCAUCAGCUGCUCAAGCAGUUCCCCUGCCUGUUUGAAUUUAAUGAAGCUUUCCUGGUGAAACUGGUGCAGCACACAUAUUCCUGCCUGUAUGGGACUUUCCUGGGCAACAGCCCCUGUGAGCGAGAGAUGCACAACAUUUACAAACGCACCUGCUCUGUGUGGUCGCUCCUGAGAGCUGGCAACAAGAACUUUCACAACCUCCUCUACAUGCCUGGCACCGAGCAGGUGCUGCAUCCAGUGUGCCACGUGCGAGCACUACAUCUUUGGACAGCAGUGUACCUUCCAGCAUCAUACCCCUGUCCUCUUGGGGAGGAGGGCAUGGACCGUUAUCUGCCCCCGGGAUCCCAAAGCCAGGAGUUCAGUGGCAGAUCUCUGGACAGGUUACCAAAGACAAGGUCUAUGGACGACCUGCUUUCUGCCGGUGACUCCAGCAGCCCGCUGACCCGUACUUCUAGUGAUCCAAACCUGAACAACCACUGCCAGGAGGUCAGGGUGGGCUUGGAGCCCAGACAUGGCAGCACAGAGGACACUGGGCUGCACCUUGAGGAAAGCAGUGUGAUGGCCAUGGGAGAAACACAGCAGGUGCCAGUGGAGCAGGGGAAAACUCUGCCCCUGAAAACCACGGCAAACGCCAACAGCCGCACUGAUCAGCAAGCGCACUGCAAGCUACCCAGGGGCUGGGCGCCUCCGCCAGCAAGCAACAUCUUUCUCGAGACAGAAGUGGAGCGCAGGGUGAAUCUGGAGGCUGUGGAUGGCAUCAGUCCAUCUUCAAACCAUCCUGGACAGGAGAACUUAUGCAGGACUUGUGUCAGAACUGGGGAGCAGCUUGAUUCCUGUCCCUAUAACCCUUCCAAAGCAACUGGCUUGGAAUCCAAUGGAAGCUGGAAUGUUGUGAACCACCCUAAAGACACCCUAAAUCCUGCAGUGGGCAUUCCCAGCCAGGACGCCCAAGCAGCAAGUGUCUCUUCUCAGAACAGCCCAGGCCCCACGCCAGGCAUGCUGCAUCACCACAGAGACACUGGCAGCGGUGGGCACUGUGAGGAAAUGGGCCAGGUGGGGACGGUGCCGCUGGAGCAAUGGCAAAGGCCCAUUUCCCAGAGCCAGACCAGUGAGUUCUCUCUCCUGGCUUCCAACUGGGACAGUUUCCAGGGGAUGGUGAUGUCACUCCCCAAUGGGGAGACAGUAACCAAGCGGCUGCUUUCCUACGGUUGCUGUAACAAGAGGGUGAACAGCAAGCAGCUGCGGGUGCCAGGGCUCUGUCUAAGUAGCCAGUGGUCUCCAAGAGAAGGUGUGAAACCACCAGUCUGCUCCGGCCAUCCUAGCGCACAUUGUGCAGGUCCUGCAGGGAAGCCAAGCCGGCUGUGGUUACCCUGCCAUGUGAAGCAGGUGUCUGGCUCCAAGCAUGUGCCACAGAGCAGCCCUUCCCCUGUGCCUCCCCUCUAUUUGGAUGACGACGGGCUCCCCUUCCCCACAGAUGUGAUUCAGCACAGGCUGCGGCAGAUCGAAGCCAGCUACAAGCAGGAAGUGGAGCAGCUGCGUAGGCAGGUGCGAGAGCUCCAGUUAAGGCUGGAUAUACGUUACUGCUGUGCCCCCCUGGCGGAGCCCCAGAUGGACUAUGAAGAUGACUUUACCUGUCUAAAGGAAUCGGACAGCAGUGACACUGAGGACUUCUUCUCUGAUCACAGUGAGGACUGUCUGUCUGAAGCAAGCUGGGAGCCUGUUGAUAAGAAAGAGACUGAGGUCACACGCUGGGUUCCAGACCAUAUGGCAUCACACUGCUUUAACUGUGAUUGUGAAUUCUGGCUAGCCAAACGAAGGCACCACUGCAGGAAUUGUGGGAACGUGUUCUGUGCUGGCUGCUGUCAUCUGAAGCUGCCCAUUCCUGAUCAGCAGCUCUACGAUCCAGUCCUUGUCUGCAACUCAUGUUACGAUCACAUCCAGGUGUCGCGUGCUAGAGAGCUCAUGAGCCAGCACCUGAAGAAACCUAUCGCCACAGCUUCCAGUUGAAUGCCAGACAGGGACGCUGGCCAUGCCAAGCCUUUCUGCUCACAGAUUUGAGGGACGGCUCUGCCUCCCCUGUAAUGGUGAAGGUCUUUGGUGCAACAUUUGAACACCAAAGUCAGAUGCACUGUUCUCAGCAACCCUCCUUGAUCCCAUAUCUGUCUGAAGCAGAGGAAUUCAGAUGAAACAGUACAGGGGGCCUAUCUUGGUACCAGCGCACUCCUAUGCUGGUCUGAAGACUUAGGGCUAAAUAGGAGACCACAACCUCUUCCUCCUGUGGGUUGGAAAGUGAUACUUCACAGAUACUGCCUGUAUAAGUACCCCCAAAGCAAUAGGUGUGUUUAGACUCAGACUCUUCUUUCCACCGUACAAAAGGCAGUUUGUAGAAGAAUGAAAAGGGUGGGUUCUGAACGGUACCUCUGUUCUGUGUCCCUUCAGAAUAUCUCCACGUACAGGUUCUGUUGCUUCUCUUUCCAUGGAGUUUGAUUCAGACUGGCUUUGUGGGUGAGGGGUCGGACCUCUAGCAAUCACUGGGUUAACCUCUCGGGUAUGGAAAAGGAAUUCCUUCUCUGUGAAGACAAGGUGGGGCUUCCCUGUGAGGCCAAGCAGAUCUCUGCCAUUGUCCAGGUCCUGCAGAGAGUGGUGAAUGCACUAGACUGUGCCCCUGCAGUACGGUGUGGAGAGACCCAUUUGUUCUCUUCUUGCUCUGCCUGUCUACUUUGAGUCUCUUGCA